GGACAGAGCAGACUGCUGGGCUCAUGUUAUCACCCAUGGGUGGCCAUUAUCUAGGUGUAUCUAGUCUGCAACUAGUCCAAACAUAACAGGAAGAGAAAUGAUGCAAAACAGUGAAACAACUGCAGGACAGCCACAGUAUGGACAGAGGAUGAUUUUUACAGGUCCAGAUGGAAUCGGAGACUAUAUGCCAAGAUCCAAUUACUUUACCCGGUACAUCGGUGUGGGUGCCACAUCACCUGAGGCCACAGGUGACCUCAGUUACCUGUGCCGAGCUCCACCAGAUGCCCUCCCACCCAUUCCCAGGCAGAGCUAUGUGGGGGAGGUGGGCUGGGGAUGGCAAUAUAACCAGCUGUUAAACAGUGGGACGCUGCUCAGCAAUAUGCAAAUUAAGAAAACAGACAUACGGGCAUCGUUGGAGAACAGAGUCACUCAAAAGUUUCAGAGCACAAACUCAGCUUAUAGCAGAGGAGGGACAAGAGUGAAGGUGAAGGGCCCAAAUGAGACUGGAAACACAAGCUGAAUCCUCUCCAUGAAACCAGCAUCCUGUUCAAUUCCCCCUCUGGCCAUCCUUUCCCCAGUGCUUCCGUUGAAUUAAUGAAGUCCAGAAACCUGUACCACUGUCCAUAUCAUUACAGGAACCACAGGAGGAUGCAGCUCAAAGAGUCACUGCAGUGAGACAGCAUCCUCCCUCUGAGUCUCAUCUCCCUCAGUUUUUCAGGUGUUAGCCACUUUUAUUCUUAAUAA
Messenger RNA from Haplochromis burtoni (Burton's mouthbrooder), 744 nucleotides. RefSeq lists its product as uncharacterized. The record is from RefSeq and is a predicted model, not a curated record. Bases 98 to 520 code for a protein of 140 amino acids. NCBI's taxonomy places the organism in Eukaryota, Metazoa, Chordata, Actinopteri, Cichliformes, Cichlidae. The transcript is spliced from 6 exons.